AAGUGAAAGUGAAGCAUAAGCAAUGAGAGAGCGAACACCGAGGAGAGAGAAAGAAAGAGAUCAAAUCAAACUAGAACAAGCUUUGCUUCUCUCUCUCACGUCCUAGGUUCUCAGCUUUUACAAGAAAACUAGAAGAGGAGAGCGAACCAAAGAGAGACGACAAAAGGGUAUUCUCCUCUUUGUCCCUGGGGACGGGAAAUACCAAAAAGCUGAGAUCUUGAUGACACAAAAGCUCUGCAUUUGAGAGCAAAACAAGGCAAGGGAGCUGCUUUAGUGGAAAGGAGUGAUUUUGGUGGGAAAUUUGGAUGUGGGAUCUGAACGGAUCGCCGAAGAGAAUGGGGGAUCCGGUCACCUUCCAGUUUUUCCCAGUCAGUGAGCCGGCGGAGGACGGGAUCCAGGGCGGUGAGAUCACCGCAGUUGCUCCUCGGGCCCACUGGGCCGGUGUUAAGUUCGUGGAGAAGGCCGCUGACGUGUCGCCGGCGGUUAAGAAGAGCCGGCGGGGCCCACGGUCGAGGAGCUCGCAGUACAGGGGAGUUACCUUUUAUAGGAGGACUGGGAGAUGGGAGUCUCAUAUUUGGGAUUGUGGGAAACAGGUUUAUUUAGGGGGUUUUGACACUGCUCAUGCUGCUGCUAGAGCUUAUGAUCGUGCUGCGAUCAAGUUCCGAGGAGUGGAGGCUGAUAUAAACUUCACUUUGAGUGAUUAUGAGGAUGAUCUGAAACAAAUGGCCAACCUGACAAAGGAGGAGUUUGUUCAUGUUCUUCGUAGACAGAGUACAGGGUUCCCGAGAGGGAGCUCUAAGUAUCGAGGUGUCACAUUGCAUAAAUGCGGGAGAUGGGAGGCGAGAAUGGGUCAAUUCCUGGGCAAAAAAUAUGUCUAUUUGGGCCUAUUUGAUACAGAAGUUGAGGCUGCAAGAGCUUAUGAUAAAGCUGCAAUCAAGUGUAAUGGGAAGGAUGCAGUGACCAAUUUCGACCCUAGCAUCUAUGAGAGCGAACUGAGUUGCAAUGGUAGCCAAAGUGAUCAUAAUCUUGAGCUGAGUCUGGGAAGCUUGAGCUCGAAGAGGACUAGUGUCGAGCCAAUGGAUGAAGAAGGCUCUGUUGGAAUGGAUCAGAGAGCGCCAAUGGAUGAGUUCGAUUGGAAACGCAACACAAGGCCAAAGUUUCCAAGCAAUAACGAUAUAUCUGUCACCGGAGGUGGAGGCCUUUCUUUAUCAAUAGGCAGCGAGCAAACCCCUCUCUCUUCAAAACUGCUCGCCGCAAAUACUGCAGCAUCAUCAGGAUUCCCGCCACAGUUAGUGAAACCAACUCCUAUUUGGUUUGGGCUUCAGUCUCUCAUGAGACCGAGCUAAGUUGUCUCUCUCUUCUGCAGACAAAUUGCCAGGCUAUUGGCAUAAUUUUGUUGCAAAUGUAGCCACCACUGAAAUGGGAGGAGCUCUUCUUUUACUGUUAUUUGAUGAGAGUGGUGGAUACAAGAGAGUAGUUUCAGAGUGUAGACGCUUUUCUUUUCAGUUUAUUUUAGUUGACGAUUUCUAAUUCUCAAUUGUGUUUUUUUUAAUGGUGUUUUUCUUCUUGGUGCACGUACGUAAUUUUGUUUUA
Molecule: messenger RNA, 1593 nt
Organism: Asparagus officinalis (garden asparagus)
Lineage: Eukaryota; Viridiplantae; Streptophyta; Magnoliopsida; Asparagales; Asparagaceae
Product: floral homeotic protein APETALA 2
Exons: 8
Coding region: 306-1346 (346 amino acids)
Biological process (GO): regulation of DNA-templated transcription
Molecular function (GO): DNA binding; DNA-binding transcription factor activity
Source: RefSeq, a predicted model, not a curated record